Molecule: messenger RNA, 1562 nt
Organism: Cladocopium goreaui
Lineage: Eukaryota; Dinophyceae; Suessiales; Symbiodiniaceae
Source: the annotation of a GenBank genome assembly
UCUCGAUUUCAGCCUGUGGCGUGUGCCGCUGCCCUGCAGCCCUGUACAAGUUGCCAGUGGUUGAUACGAUGUAUAUGGACCUGUCCUCGCUCGUUCGCGGCUUCGCACAUUUGGGCCUUUCGCCCUUGGCAUCGGAGCUUGGUAGUUCCGGUUUUUCGCCUCCAGCCCGCAGCGUUGCGCAGCUGGGAACUUCUUCGUCCGCCUUCGGUGCUAUGUCCUUGGAGCUCUCGCCUUCGGUGGUGGAUGCGGCAUUCCUGGGCUCGAGCGUUUUUCUACGGAGUUCUGCAUGCUUUGACUCCUUGCUAUUGACCUUGAAUGUGGCAAAUAUGGGAAGCAUCUGGGCUUUGAAGCUGGCAGAGGACUGGCCUUUCAAAAUCCAGUCGGGUUUUCCAUCCUCGCGAUGCUCAUCGUGUCCAGCCUCCUCCAUCUUUGUCUCGGGUCUGAUGCGCCUGGGUGUUUCGAUUCUGGCACCCGAUCUCGGUCAUUCGGAUCUUCCGCCGUUUCUCCAUGGCUCCAGUCGCCUGGACCUGUCCCCGUCCGCCGUUGGCCCUGCCACACUGGGCGCCUCGCUGCCGAUGCGGCAGUUUCUGACCGGAAAGGUGACUUUCGACCUGGCCAUUUUGGUGUUGGACGUGGCAACCUUCGACUUCCCGACAUCUUUAAAAGGUGCACUGCGAAUGGAGUUGGUGCUUUCAGCCUUCGAUCACAGUUGCUCAGGGUUCUUCCUGUUUCCCCGUAGCAUGCUGCACCUGGGCAGCUUGACAUCUGUCCUAGGAAAGUGCCACCUGGAUCCAUCCUCGUUGCUACUGGAUAUGGUCACUUUUGGUAGCCCACUGUCGCUGCACAAUGCCAUAUGCCUGGAGUCGUUUUCUCCGGUUUCGGAGCUGGUGACCUUUGAUCCAUCGUUGUUCUCACGGAGCGUGGCACACUUGGACUUGUCGAUGUUUCCGUUGGGAUCAGUUUGGAUCGGCCUCCCCCCCUCCGCCCUCGGUGCUGCCCAUUUGGAUCUGUUGGUUUCGGUGCGGGGAUUCGCAUGUUUUGCCGCGAGCUUCAGCGUGUUGUCCUUCAGCCACUGUGAUUUGUCGUUGCUUCCACAAAACCUGGCGUGCACGGAUCUCUUGUUGGCAGUGCUGGGUGGUUUGCGCUUAGCUUCGUUGCUUUUGGCAUGGGAUGCAACAACUUUAGAUUUUUUGGUGUUUUUGAGAGCUAUGGCUUAUCUGGAGCUAAAGCUGUUGGUGCUUGAUCUCUCCAGCUUGAACUUCAUGUUGUCUAUCAAAACUUCCAGUUGUUUGGACUUGCUCCUGUUGUUGUGCCGCACCCUCCAACUUGACUUCUCCAUAUCGAUUUUGGGUUCCGCAGCACUGGACUUCUCAUUGCUUCCACAAAGCCUUGGCCAUUUAGGUGUUUUGCUGAUGGUUUUCAGCUCCAUUUUCCCCGGUUUCUCAUUGCCCUUGAGGACCUUGGCGCACCCAGAGCUGUCGUUCUUCGCGUUUUCGCUUUGUGAAGUGCCAGGAUGGAUGUGUUGCUGUUGGUCCUGGGCCAUGCUGCAUUGGAUGCCAUAG